Messenger RNA from Pyricularia oryzae 70-15, 1536 nucleotides. RefSeq lists its product as uncharacterized. NCBI's taxonomy places the organism in Eukaryota, Fungi, Ascomycota, Sordariomycetes, Magnaporthales, Pyriculariaceae. Gene Ontology annotation, cellular component: membrane. Gene Ontology annotation, molecular function: transmembrane transporter activity. The transcript is spliced from 2 exons. The record is from RefSeq and is a predicted model, not a curated record. Gene Ontology annotation, biological process: transmembrane transport. Bases 1 to 1536 code for a protein of 511 amino acids.
AUGGCUGCUCAGCCGCAGUCGGGCGGCAAUGCCCUCCAGCCCACCGCCAACGACAAACAGGGCGAGGAGGUCAGCCAUGUUGAGCCUGGCCUUGUGGAGGCAAACGAUGCGAUCGAUGGCAAGGAGAAGCACCUUCCCAGCGCAGAGGAGCAAAUAGAUGCCCUGGGAAUCCCCAACUGGCGCGAGCUUGAGAGGAAAGUCGUCAAGCGACUAGACAUGACGCUGCUCCCGUGUCUCUGGGUUCUCUACUUGUUCAACUACCUAGACCGAGCAUCGAUUGCUCAAGCUCGACUUAGUUCCCUUGAUGAAGACCUGAACCUAAAGGGCUACCAGUUUGGAACCGCCGUCUCCAUCCUUUCCCUGGGCUACGUCCUCGGCCAGAUCCCCAGCAACAUGAUCAUCGGCAAGGUCCGCCCGAGCCUCUACCUCUGCUGCAUGGCCUGGAUCUGGUCCGGGGUCUCGGCCGCCACCUGCGGCGUGCGCAACUACCAAGGCCUCAUCGCCGUCCGCUUCUUCCUGGGCGUGGUCGAGGCGCCCCUGUUCCCCGGAGCCAUCUACGUCAUGUCGUGCUGGUACACGCGCAAGGAGCUCGCCCUGCGCUGCGCCAUCCUCUACACCGGCCAGACCCUGGCCUUUUGCGUGGCGGGCCUCAUCGCCGCCGCCGUCUUUGGCACGCUCGAGGGCUCCUACGGCCUGGCCGGCUGGCAGUGGCUCUUCAUCGUGCUGGCGUCCACGGGCGCCGGCCUGGCCAUGAUCUGCUACUUCAUCCUCCCCGACUACCCCGACUCGGAGACGGGCAGCGCCAUGUGGUCCAUGACCACCGACAUGCGCCGCGUGGCCGCCGCCCGCAUCCUGGCCGACCGCGUGUCCACGUCCGAGGCCAAGAGCGGCGUCUGGCAGGGCCUCAAGAUGUCGGUCCUCGACUACAAGAUGUGGAUGCUGGUGGGCAUGAACAUUGGCAUCAGCGCCGCCUACGGCUUCAGCAACUUCUUCCCCAGCAUCGUGCGCGGCUUCGGCUACAACAACACCCUGACCCUCGUGCUGACCGCCCCGCCCUACAUCUUUGCCGCCAUCGGAUCCCUCGUCAACGCGUGGCACUCGGACAAGACCAAGGAGCGGGGCUACCACUUUGCAGGCCCCAUCGCCUUUGGCUGCGCCGGCUACAUCAUCUGCCUGGCCACCUCCAACACCAACGCCCGCUAUGCCGCCAGCUUCAUCUACGUCGGCGGCAUGUACACGUCCAACCCGCUCAUCAGCACCUGGACCAGCAACACCAUGGGCCGCACGCCCGAGAAGCGCGCCAUCUCGGUCGCCUUUGUCAACGUGCUCGGCCAGGUCGGCAACCUGAUCGCCCCCUACUUCUUUGACGACGCCGACGAGCCGCGCUACCGCAUGGCCUUUAUCCUGAUGAUGGUCAUGGCCCUGAUUGCCUGCUCGAGCGCCAUGGGGCUCAAGUUCUACCUGUCCCGCUCCAAUAGGAAGCUCUACCGGAGGGCGCACCAGGAGGGGACCGUGUACCAGCCUUAUAUUACCUAA